Auxenochlorella protothecoides is the source of this 3951-nucleotide messenger RNA. RefSeq names its product Erythronolide synthase, modules 1 and 2. Lineage: Eukaryota; Viridiplantae; Chlorophyta; Trebouxiophyceae; Chlorellales; Chlorellaceae. Gene Ontology annotation, biological process: fatty acid biosynthetic process. Gene Ontology annotation, molecular function: fatty acid synthase activity; phosphopantetheine binding; oxidoreductase activity. The record is from RefSeq and is a predicted model, not a curated record. Bases 1 to 3951 code for a protein of 1316 amino acids. The transcript is spliced from 18 exons.
AUGGACUCUGGGCUCGACUCCCUUGGUGCCACACAGCUUCGCACCAGCCUGGGCCUCGCCUUCCCCGCGGUGGAUCUGUCGCCCACCUCCACCUUUGACUACCCCACGCCCCGGGACCUCGCUCGCCACAUCGCUGCGGCGCUGAGAAGCGACGCUGGGGCACCUCUGCACCCCGCCGCUGCGGACUGCCUUCAGGCCGUGAUAGAGGCUGCCGCCUCCAUCACGGGGGCCACCCUCGACGCGGACUCCCCCCUCAUGGCCGCUGGGCUGGACUCACUCGGAGCAGUGCAGCUCCGUUCCAUGCUUUCCACCCGCUUCAGCCUUGACCUGCCCGUCACCCUGGCCAUGGACUACCCGACCCCGGCUGCGCUCGCCGAGUUCGUCGCGGCCGAGGUGGCACCGGAGGGCAGCAUGGGUGUGACUGCACACCCUGCGCCGGCUUCAAAUGCCCCUGGGCAGCAGCUGCAGGACAGCUGCACGAGUGUGCUGGGGGUGGCAGGGUGCUACCCCGGCGGCGAGGGCCAGGGUUUGGACGGCUACAGAUCCGCGGCCCAAGGCGGCCAGGACCUUCCCACGCCAGUCCCUCUGGCUCGCUGGGACCUGGAGGCAUACUACAGCCCGGAAAUCUCUGUUGGCAGAAUGAACGUCCGCUUCGGAGCCUUCCUGUCUGGACUGGAGGACUUUGACGCGGAUGCCUUCAGGCUUGGCCAUGCCGAGAGCUCGGUGAUGGACCCGCAGGCCAGAAUCCUCCUGGAGCAGACACAGGAAGGCCUGAGCCAAGCUGCUGGGCGAUCUGCAGCCAGCCUCAGUCUCAACUGCGGGGUGUAUGUCGGCGUCAUGCACAUGGAGUUCCUGGCCACCCUGGCCUCGGCAGGGCUGGGUGUGGGCCCUGCCGUCACCGCCGGCAACGGCAUGGACUUCCUGAUCGGCAGGCUGUCCUACGUUUUUGGCCUGACCGGGCCCUGCAUCAGCACGCACACCGCCUGCUCUUCCUCCCUGGUUUCCACCCACCUUGCCCACACGGGGCUGCUGGGCGGGGAGGCUGAGCUGGCGACCACCGCCGGCGUCUUCCUCAUGCUGCUGCCCGGCACUGCCACAGGUAUCAGCCAGUUGGGGGCGCUUUCCCCCGUGGGGCGCUGCCGCAGCUUCGACGCAGCGGGCGACGGGUACGGCCGGGGGGAGGGCUGUGCGCUGCUGGUCCUGGCGCCGAUGGGUGAAGGGGAGGAAACCGGGGCGCCCCUGGCCUACCUGGUCGGGACGGCGGUCAACCAGGGCGGGAGGUCCAGCGGACUCACUGCACCGCAUGGGCCCAGCCAGACUGCGCUGGUCCGGAAGGCCCUGGAUGUUGCAGGUCUUGCCGGGGAUGACCUGUCAUACGUGGCAGUGCACGGUACCGGGACGCCCCUUGGGGACCCCAUCGAGAUGGGCGCACUGGGGGCGGCGGCGGCGCGGAGCCUGGACUCAGGGCCCCUGACCCUGGGCGCCACCAAGUCCUGCCAUGGCCACACGGAGGGCGCUGCUGGCCUGACCGGCGCACUGCAGGCCCUGUGCGCGCUGUCAGACAAAGCGGCGGCACCCGUCCUGCACCUGCGCGACAUGAAUCCGUUCGUGGGCACGACUUUUGGCGACUGGCCCCGGAGGCACGGCCUUUUGGCCAGCAUCCCUCGCCAGCUGGCGCCGGCGCCACUGCACCAGCCCCUGGCGGGCACCAGCGCGUUUGGGAUGAGCGGCGUGAAUGCACACGCCAUAUUUGAGUGGACAGAGGCCGCCCAGGAGGGCCUGACUCCGAGCGCAGGCGGCACGCCGGCAGGCGUGGUAAGGCUGCAGGCGAAGCAAUGGACCCUGGCCCCCGCCUUUUUUGUGUUGCGCAGGGCCGUGUCAGCGGAACCCUCCGCAAGCGCCUGCUGCGCGUUUGAGCUGGAUCUUCAAGGCCCCAGCCUGGGCGCCACACUGCGGGACCACGUCGUGCACGGCCACACGCUGGCGCCCGCCGCCGCCAUGCUGGAGGCCUGCGCAGCGGCGCUGGGCACGCUGCGCUGGGGGGCGGCCUUGUUCACGGGGUUUGCAGUGCUGGAGGCGCUCCAUCUGGGCACACACGCCGCGGCCGGCAAGCACAGGCUGCGGGUGUCCAAGCACGGCGAGCUGGACCUGUGCACAGUGGCGGCGGUGAAUGGCCUUGGCUUUGAUGGGCAGGCCCGCUCUGGCUCUCUAGCCCUGUCCGGCUCAUCGGCGCACUGGGAGUCAAUGGCCGCGCUGGCGAGGGUGGCUGCCGGCGAGUUGAAUGCCCGUAUAUCGGCAGUGAAACUGCACAGGAAUGGCGCUACCAGUUCACCCUCGGCCUCCAAGCUGCAGCACAACAUGGAGAACGAUACUUAUGGAGCCGAGCCCCGCGGCUCCCUGUCCUCCCUGCGAUGGGUCCCUAUUGCCAGCAGCAUGGAGCCAGUGGAGUGUGGCCACAUAGAGAUUGGCGUGAGGGCGGUGGGCCUGAACUUCAGGGACGUGCUGAAUGUGCUGGGCAUGUACCCCGGCGACCCCGGCGACCCGGGAGCGGACUGCGCGGGCGUGGUCUUGUCCAAUCCCGGCGGCGGCGGUGGGCUCAGGCCCGGGGACCGCGUCUUCGGGCUGGCGCCUGGCUGCCUGGGUCACAGCGUGCGUGUCUUGGCAGACCUGGUUGCCCCGCUCCCGCCUUCAGUAUCCUACCAGACCGGUGCUGCGCUGCCCACCGUCUUCAUCACAGCAAUGCUGGCGCUGCAGCAGGCAGCCUCCUGCGGGCCUCACUCCAGGGUUCUAGUGCACGCUGCCACGGGAGGGGUGGGCCUCGCAGUCCUUUCCCUGGCAUCAGGGCUGGGGUGCAAAGUCCUGAGCUGCACCACCGGCACGCCGGCCAAACGCGCCAGGCUGCGGGGGAUGCUGGAGGGCAGGGCGGUCUGCCUGGACUCCAGGUCCACCACCUUUGCAGAGGACCUUGCAGUCGUGGUGGGGAGCGUCAGCCUGGUCCUGAACUCGCUCACCUCUCCAGGCAUGACAGCGGCCUCCCUCUCUGUCCUGGCCAGGGGAGGCAGCUUUGUGGAGGUCGGGAAGCGUGACAUCCACGCCGCCAGCCGCAUCGGGCAGGAGCGACCAGACGUGGCAUUCAGCACGGUUGCCAUUGACUUUCUCCCACCACAGACGGCAACGGCUCUGAGGCAGCUCUCCCUCUCUCAGCAUGUGGGGAAGGUGGUGGUCCAGAACCCUGGCAUCAAGACUACAGAGCACGGGAGCUGCCUCGUCACCGGCGGACUGGGCGCGCUGGGCUCGCUCACCGGCGCGUGGCUGCUCAAGAAGGAGGCGUGGCACGUCGUGCUGCUGGGACGCAGCGCCAGGCUGGCGCCACGAUCGACCCACGGAGCCGCUCUCCGCUCCUCCUCCUCCCUAGUGUCCAUGGUGGCGGGCGACGGCGCAGCGUCGGCGGACGCGGCCGCGCUUUCCUCCCUGCAGCACCUGCGCCACCUGGGCCUUGUCGUCAACUCCGGCGGCGUGCUGACCGACGGCGUGCUGGCGCGGCAGGGUGUCGCUGCCGUCCGCGUCUCGGCGGCCCCCAAGCUGCUCAGCGCGCAAAGCAUGCACGGCCGGCUCACGGCGCUCCAGCCGCUCGACCGCCUCCUGCUCUACUCCUCCUCCUCGGCGCUGUUUGGCGCGCCCGGCCAGGCCACCUACGCCGCCGCCAACGCGGGGCUGGAGGCCUGGGCGGCAGUGGCGGCUGGCGCGGGGGUGCAGGCCUCCGCGCUGCAGUGGGGCGCCUGGGAGAUUGGCAUGGCCGCCGACGAGGUGGGCUUGGGAGUGCUGGAGUCCAGCCUGAGGCUGCUGGGUUCGGUCUCCAUGCCGGUCCUGGCAGCCGUGCCUGUCAUCUGGGGGACCCUGCUCAAGGUGGGUGUGCACAGGUCUGAUAACGCGGAAGUAGAUGCACGGUGA